UUCAUCUUCUGUUUAAUCCUUCAAACAAAGAUACCAACGGACGACAAAACACACAGAGCUUUCGAUAUGGGGAAGAAAUCAAUUCUUUUGAUGGCUUUUCUUCUCGUUUGCAUCUCCAUUCAACCCGCCAUUGUUCGAGCUGCCGACGACGAUAAGGAGGAGAAACCAAAGCCUAAACCCACCGAAGCCGAUGCCACUAACUACGAUGUUUUGUCACCGGAACCUGAAACAGGAAGACAACGAGCUUUUUGUAAAUCGCAAGGAGAUUGUUACUACAAAACACUCACUUGUCCAGCUGAAUGUCCAGAGAGAAAGCCCAAGAAGAACAAGAAGCAAAAAGGGUGCUUCAUCCAUUGUGGUAGCAAAUGUGAAGCUACUUGCAAAUGGAGAAGAGGAAAAUGUAAUGGGUAUGGCUCUUUAUGUUAUGAUCCAAGGUUUGUUGGUGGUGAUGGAGUUAUGUUCUACUUCCAUGGCGGUAAAGGCCGUGACUUCGCUCUCGUCUCCGACACCAACCUCCAAAUCAACGCCCACUUCAUCGGAAACCGCCCCACCGGAAGAACACGUGACUAUACAUGGGUCCAAUCUUUAGCAGUCAUGUUCGACACCCACACCCUAAUCAUUGCAGCCAAGAAGGUACAAAAAUGGGACGACUCCGUUGACGUACUUCUCGUGAAAUACGACGGCCAAGAAGUCACCGUCCCAUUCGACGGAGAAGCGGAAUGGAAAACGAUCACCGAAGAAAGAGAAGUGGUGGUUGAAAGAACCGACGACACCAACACCGUGAGAGUUACCAUUGGUGGGUUGGUGGAGAUCGACAUGAAGGCUGUUCCUAUAACUAAAGAAGAUGAUAAAGCUCAUAAUUACCAGAUACCAUCAAAUGACGCAUUUGCCCACUUCGAGACACAGUUCAGGUUCUCGAAUCUUUCGGAGGAAGUGGAGGGUAUUUUGGGGAAAACUUACCGGCCGGGGUAUGUGAGUCCGGUGAAGAGAGGGGUGGCGAUGCCGAUGAUGGGUGGAGAAGAUAAGUACGAAACUAAAUCCUUAACUUCAACUCUUUGCAAAACCUGCAUCUUCCAGAAACAACCUGCAACUGGUUUGGCCGCCGACUUCUAAUUUAGAAGGUUCCAUCGUACGUACCAAAUAGAGUGAUAAUUUCAUGCACCUGUUCUUGAUUAAAAU
Messenger RNA from Cynara cardunculus var. scolymus (artichoke), 1179 nucleotides. RefSeq lists its product as uncharacterized. NCBI's taxonomy places the organism in Eukaryota, Viridiplantae, Streptophyta, Magnoliopsida, Asterales, Asteraceae. Bases 67 to 1113 code for a protein of 348 amino acids. The record is from RefSeq and is a predicted model, not a curated record. The transcript is spliced from 2 exons.